Molecule: messenger RNA, 578 nt
Organism: Phalaenopsis equestris
Lineage: Eukaryota; Viridiplantae; Streptophyta; Magnoliopsida; Asparagales; Orchidaceae
Product: thioredoxin H1
Exons: 3
Coding region: 76-423 (115 amino acids)
Source: RefSeq, a predicted model, not a curated record
AGACCGACGGGUCGUGCGGUAUCUAUUGGAUUUCUUCAGCGUUUCUCAGAGAUUCAGAGAAGCAAAGGUUCGGCGAUGGCGGAGGAGGGAACGGUGAUCGGGUGCCACAGCGUCGAUCAGUGGAACAAGCAUCUCGAGCUCGCCAUUGAAACCAAAAAGCUGGCUGUUGUUGACUUUACCGCUUCAUGGUGCGGGCCCUGCCGUACGAUUGCUCCGAUUUUCACCGAACUGGCCAAGAAAUUUCCAGAAGUUCUCUUCCUUAAGGUUGAUGUUGAUGAACUGAAGUCUGUCGCGCAAGAUUGGGCAAUCGAGGCGAUGCCUACCUUCAUCUUCCUGAAAGAUGGGACGAUCAUCGACAAGAUCGUCGGUGCCAACAAAGACGAGCUGCCCAAGAAGAUUGAACUGCAUCAGAACAAGAACUAAUGCUUGCUGGUUUGUCUUCGGUAUAUUGCUAUUACCUAUAUGCUUAAUCACCUUUUGAAUUUUAUGCAAUAUUUCACAGUUGAUGCUUUACUGGAUGGCUAUAAAACUGUAAUGUUUAACAUAUGAUUAUGUGGUUUAUUAAAUGAACUCAUUUA